Messenger RNA from Aedes albopictus (Asian tiger mosquito), 565 nucleotides. RefSeq lists its product as uncharacterized. Lineage: Eukaryota; Metazoa; Arthropoda; Insecta; Diptera; Culicidae. The transcript is spliced from 3 exons. The record is from RefSeq and is a predicted model, not a curated record. The coding region runs from base 1 to 555 and encodes 184 amino acids.
AUGACUCAAGGAAAGACCACGUACAAAAUCCGACUCACGAAGGCCAUCUGCGUAGAUCUUCCGUACGAGAUAGCCUGGAAUGUGACCUGUCGACUGAAGCUGUAUCGAGAUCAACCAUCCAAGAUGUUGUUCCGCGUCGAAGUCGAUCAGGUCGAUCAUCUCUUCCUGACCUUUGCAAUGUACUACAAGUACCAUUUGACCUAUCAACCGCUGUUGAUGGAGACUACCUUCGAUGUGUGCAGUUAUCUGGACAAGUUCAAAAGUCGUGGAUAUGCGAGCGUGUCUCCAUCGCUGGAUCUAGAUCAAACUGCCAUGUUCAUCCUGAGUAUCCUGGAGAAGAACAAUCCACAGGCCAUCCGCUCGGGUUGUCCCUAUAGAGGUGUCAUCGCGUUCGAAAAUUUCCGCAUUGACGAAACCAUGGCACCACAGUUUUUGCCUGCCGGCGAGUAUCGGCUGGAUAUGCGGUACUUCAACGAAAAGAAUCAAACCGUCAUGCAUUCGCAGGUUUUUGGGUCGGUUCGAGCCAUCGGAAUUGUGGAUUUGUCAAUGGGAUAAACUCGGCCAA